Adelges cooleyi (spruce gall adelgid) is the source of this 1769-nucleotide messenger RNA. RefSeq lists its product as uncharacterized. The transcript is spliced from 4 exons. The record is from RefSeq and is a predicted model, not a curated record. Lineage: Eukaryota; Metazoa; Arthropoda; Insecta; Hemiptera; Adelgidae. Bases 222 to 617 code for a protein of 131 amino acids.
AUCCAUUAUCGAUUGUUUUCUCAUUUCGGCCUACCGUGGGGUGACGCACAGUGAUCGUCCAGAUAUUUUAACAGCUAUUAUUCGUGAAUUCGUGUGAAAACUCUACAGACAUUGGAUUCUAUACUAUUUAACAAUUAAUAAACGUACGUUACAUAUCUUUUACUGACUACAUUGCCGGCUCUGCAAAUUGUUUCGUAUACAAAAAGUGUUCUACUGGCAAAAUGGAGAUAACUAAACCAAAGACAAAACAAGCCACCAAAAUGAACGAAUUCGCCUUCACCGGCGGGUUUUUAAACAGCAAGUCAUUUUUCAUCAUGUCAAUAAGUGCCCAAUCGUUCAUUAUGAUACUCGUCACGAUCUCCAUUGUUUGUAAAAACCGUGGGAUACAGAUAAAAUAUGAAGAUUUUUUCCAAAUUAAUAUGAGAAAUGGAUGUAUUCAGAUCGGACUCUUAAUGGUCUACGUCAUCUUUACCAUGUUUGUACGAAGAUAUAUUGAAGGAUCUGAUAAAAAAGAAGAAGAAGAAGAAGUAGAAGAAGAAGAAGAAGAAGAAGAAGAAGAAGAAGAAGAAGAAGAAGAAGAAGAAGAAGAAGAAAAAGAACAAGAAGAGCCAUAUUAAUAACUCCUAUCAACUUAAUGCCUGACGAGCCCAUAGUUGGGUUCGAAAUAGUAUCAAUAUAAAUGAUAAUAAAGCUUAUUCUAUAUUAGAAAUUUGAUUAAUUCAACCUACAACGCUAGUUUUCUUAUAAUAAAUUCUCAUAACUCGCCGAUUACAUUUUUAACUAUCACUUAACGUAAUAAUUAUCAUAUUAAUAAACCCUUGUAAGGUAAUGUACCUGACGUAUAAAUUGAAAAUUUUUAACCUUUACGGUUUUUCUUAUAAAAACAUAAAUGCUGUUUUUACGUUAAAUUAAUUACUGACCCAUCUAUCUUUUUUCUGAUGACAGUAAUUGUGAAUAUCGAGAUGUCAAAGAACUGUGCUUAUUCAUUUUAAAAACUAAAAAAAAAAUUGCUCGCAAGUUUGAACAUAAUUAUUCUACAUUCUAUACUCAUAUCAUUAUAUAGCAUUUAUUAACAAUUAGCAAUUAUAUAAAUGUUGCAUUAUUAUUAAUUAACAGUUAUACAGUCUUUAUUACAUCCAAAUAAUAAUUAUAUUAGUAAAAAAAUGUAGUGACUAGUUUUAGAAAAUUAAGUAAAACUAUAAAAUAAUAAUUAAUUUGAAUAAAACAAUAAAUUAUAACAUUUUUUUUGUAUUUUUCCGUUUAUACCUACUUUCUUUGUUUCAAAAUUAAAAGAAAACGGCCGGACAUGAAAAACGAUUAUUGUAAUAAUUAGUUUUACUUAUAUAUUAUAAUAUAAGUUCUCAUAAAAUAAUAUCCAGCAAAAUUUAAUUUAAAAUAAUCGAUUUUAAUGAUAUACAGCAAAUAUUAAAAUUUAAAAUACAUCAUUUAUUAUUUACUAGAAUUGUAUUAACCAUACCGAGUUCCGGUUAAAUAGGUAUAACCGCUGUAUAACUUAUACAUUUGAUUGUAAAAAGAAAUAUUUUGUAGAAUACAUUUUUUUUUUAUAAAUUAUAUGUUACAUAUCUUAAAAAGUACAUUUUUAACUAUCCCUCAAUGUAAUAUAAUUAUAUUAAUAACCUCAUGUAAGAUAACUGGCGUGUUAAUUGCAAAUUUUUAAUUUAUGAAUUUUCUAAUAAAAAAACAAAUGCUGUUUUUACGUUAAAUUAAUCAUUCCGACAAAUGAUAAUCGCCCUAUUAUAUACCUCUGA